AUGGGUGAUCAUACAAGCUUUCACAGCAAUGCCAAGAGUAAAGGUGAUGAUUUGAUGAGACAAGGUCAGUCUAUCAAACAUGCUUUAAAUAAGCAAACUGAUGUUGUGAAAAAUGAGUAUCGGAUCCGUUUGAGUGCUUCGAUUGAUGUUUGUAGACACUUGUUACACCAAGGCUUGUCUUUUCGUGCUCAUUAUAAGAAAGAAGACUCAACAAACAAAGGUAACUUCAUAGAGCUUCUGAAAUAUACAGCUAGACAGAAUGAGGGUGUAAGCAAGGUUGUGUUGAACAAUGCUCCUAAAAAUAAUCAAAUGCCAUCUCCUCCAAUUCAGAAAGACAUCGCUCAUUGUUUUGCAGAAGAAGUAACUAGAUCUCUUAUCCAUGAAAUGGAUAAUGAUUUCUUUGGUUUGUUGGUAGAUGAAUCUGCUGAUGUUUCAGAUAAAGCGCAAAUGGCUGUGGUUUUGCGCUUUGUUGAUAAAUUGGGGUUGGUGAGAGGACAAGGUUAUGAUGGAGCUAGCAAUAUGAGUGGAGAAUUCAAUGGGUUGAAAGCAUUGAUUUUGAAGGAAAAUGGAUCAGCAUAUUAUGUUCAUUGCUUUGCUCAUCAACUUCAGCUGGUUGUUGUGGCUGUUGCAAAGAAACAUUGUGAAAUUGGAUAA
Messenger RNA from Microthlaspi erraticum, 654 nucleotides. The record is from the annotation of a GenBank genome assembly. NCBI's taxonomy places the organism in Eukaryota, Viridiplantae, Streptophyta, Magnoliopsida, Brassicales, Brassicaceae.